AUGCUCUCAAAAUAAUAGAAAUUACAUGAAAUACUAUCAUAGAGCAUAUUGAAAACGUAUGUUUAGAAUAAUAAUUAGUUCAACUACAAAAGCAUCUUAAAAAUUAAGUUAAUCGUUCAAUACUAAUGGAUUAAUAGGACAGUCAUUGAGUCCAAAUUAAAAAACAAAUUAAAGUAUGGGAUAAAAAAAAACGAAUAAUACAAUAUAGUAUCAAAAAGAAUUAUUAAAAUUAAUGACAAAUAACAAAUAACUAUCAUCAGGAAAUAAAAAAGCAAAUAUGUCAGAUAUGAUGAGUUAAAAAAAAGAAAGUAAAAGAAUCAAUUCUGGUAUAAGUCAACCAUAGAAAUCAUAAACAUCAAACAAAUUGAGUUUUGUUAAUACAGAUAUUACAAUAAUUGUGAAUCAUGAAAAUCAAUAAAUUAAAUUUAAUAUUGAAUCUUCAAAAACAACAGGAUGGUUAGAAGAAUAUUUAAAAUAAGAAAUGAAGAAAUAUUCAAUACAUUAAUAUUCAUCAACAGGUUCUUAACCAGAUGAAAGAAAAGUAAAUUGUGGUACUGGAAAUGAAUCUUCAGAUUUAGAUAUAGUUUCAUUUCAUACAGUUGAUAAAAAUCUACCUAUUGAUUAUUAUUUGCAAUAACCUAAUAAAAGUUUAGAAAUAUUUAGUGGAUAAACAUUAAAUUUAUAACCAUUUUAUGGAACAUCUUAAUAAAGCAAAAUAACACUUAAAGAUUUCAUUUUUGUAAAAUGUAUUGGAGUAGGUGGAUUUUCAAGAGUUUAUAUGGUCAAAAAGAAAUCUAAUGGAAGAUUCUAUGCUAUGAAAUUAAUUGAUAAGGAAUUUAUUAUAUAAAAUAAGAAAUAGGGUAUGAUUAAUUAAAAAUUAAUUAGGUAUUGUAUAAAAUGAAAGAGAUAUCAUGACAGUUCUAGAUCAUCCUUUUAUUAUUAAAUUAGAAUAUGCAUUUGAAUCUAAAAAUUUUAUUGUAUUUGUGUUAGAAUUUUGUAGUGGAGGAGAGUUGUUCUAGUAAUUAAGACAAGUAAAAAGAAUGACAGAAGAUUAAGCAAGAUUUUAUUUUACUGAAAUUUGUUUAGCUAUGUUUUAUCUACAUUCAUUAUCUGUUGUUUAUAGAGAUAUCAAACCAGAAAAUAUAUUAAUAGAUUUAGAUGGACAUAUAAGAAUAGCAGAUUUUGGAUUAUCAAAACCAAAUAUGACAGAAGAGGAUUAUGCAUAUAGCUUUUGUGGUUCACCAGAAUAUAUGGCUCCAGAAAUGUUAUUAAAAGUAGGACAUAAUGUUUAGGUCGAUCAUUAUUGUUUAGGAGCAUUACUAUAUGAAUUAGUUACUGGAUUACCUCCAUAUUAUUCUAGAGAUACUGAUGAGAUCUAUGAAUCAAUACUGAAUGAAGAACUAACAUUUCCUGAAAAAUUAAAUCUAUCUUCUGACAUAAAGGUACUUUCACUAUAUACAUAGAAUCUUUUACAAGGUUUAUUAUGCAAACAACCUUCAGAAAGAUUGGGAGCAAAUAAAGGAUUGACAGAACUACUUACACAUUCCUGGUUUAAGGAUGUUGAUCUUAUAGCAAUAUUAUAAAAGUUAGUUCCUCCACCUUUUAAACCAAAUCAAUUGAAAUUUAAUUAUGACUAAAAUGAUCUAAUGAAAGGAGAACUGGAAACAAGAGAAAAAUUAUUAGGAAAGUCUGGAUUGAAAUAAGAAAUUAGAAUAUUUAAAGCCUUUUAUUUUGAUUCCUACGAAUAGUUGUAAAUGAAAUAGGAACAAACCAAAAUAUUAAAAUAACAUUUCAUGAUGAUCACCCAAUAAUAAUUAGCACUUAAUACUAAGUUUAAACCAUAAAAAAAAAGUAAUGAACCUAAAGAACAUUAAUCAAAAAAAGCAUCUCCAUAAACUCGCAACAACAAAUAAUCGAAACUCACUUCUGAGUAAUUCUAGUCUCUCUAAAAAAGAAUUAAAUCUUAGUAUAAUUCUAUUUUAUUCUAGAUAAUCCUCAAUCACUCAUGUCUAAUAAGUCAGCUCUGUUACAAGUCCUGCUUAAUCAAAAGGUUAUGGAUUAAAUAGAAUUAUUUCUUAAAAUAAUUUGUUUCCUGAUCGAUAAAAUACAUUACCUAAUGGAUAAAAAGAGCUAGAUUAUAAUUAAUUGUUGUCAAAUGUCUCGACAGAACAAAUGCUUCAUAUGAGAGGAUCCUCUUUAAAAUAAAGAAAAAAAUGA
Molecule: messenger RNA, 2217 nt
Organism: Paramecium pentaurelia
Lineage: Eukaryota; Ciliophora; Oligohymenophorea; Peniculida; Parameciidae
Source: the annotation of a GenBank genome assembly